Malassezia globosa CBS 7966 is the source of this 789-nucleotide messenger RNA. RefSeq lists its product as uncharacterized. Gene Ontology annotation, molecular function: ribosomal large subunit binding. Gene Ontology annotation, biological process: translation. Gene Ontology annotation, cellular component: mitochondrion. The transcript is spliced from 5 exons. Lineage: Eukaryota; Fungi; Basidiomycota; Malasseziomycetes; Malasseziales; Malasseziaceae. The record is from RefSeq and is a predicted model, not a curated record. Bases 1 to 789 code for a protein of 262 amino acids.
AUGACACUCACUAUGGUGACUAGAAGGAUGCAAUAUAUCGUGAAUGUUCCACGAUAUGCACCAAGAUUCUUGCCGAACAUCCCUGCCUUCGCAACCAAGGCAGCUCCUUUCUCGCCAAUCAUCUUGACCUCGCGUACUUUUAGCGCCACGCACAUGCCUCAAAAGAAAAAGAACAAGGGUGCAGUGAACGAGAAGAUGGCAGAACCAAUGGAUGCAACUCCCCAGCUUGAUUUAAAUGGUACUUCUUCGGAAAUGGAAAGCGUCGUGGCACGCUGCAGUGAGCAUGUACGCACGCUUGUUGGAUCCCUUGGCCGGGUUGAUGCAGCACUUUUGGACGAUGUGCGCGUGUCUACUGGAAAGGGCAUCAAGCCUAUACCGUUACAUAACUUUGCCACUGUUGGUGUGCGCGACAAUGUGUUGGUAAUCACAGCGUAUGAGCCUGAGACCUUGAAGCACAUUGAAAAGGCCAUAUAUGCAGUCGGGAAAGAUCUUGCACCACAGAUUAUGCACGAUGAAGAGGGUGUCAUGAUUGUACAUGUUCCAAAACCAACUGGCGAAACGCGCAAGAUACUGCUGCAGAAAUGCAUAAAGGAAUGUGACCAUGCAAAAACGAUGCUGCGGAAUGUACGCCAAUCUGCGCAAAAACACAUGAAGCACGACAGCGACAACAAGAUCCUGAGUAAGAACGAGGCACAGAAAGAGUCAAAAAAGCUGGAAGAGAUUACGAAGAAACACACGGCUCUUCUCGAACAGGUUGCUGCAGAGUCACACAAGCGUUUAUCGCUCUAG